AUGGUAUUUCAAAAUCCUAAGCAAUGGACUUUGUGGCUUUCUCUAGCUGAGCACUGGUAUAACACUAAUUAUCACACAGGGAUUAAGAUGAGCCCCUUCGAGGCUCUCUAUGGUCAACCCCCAUCACACCCUUCCCUACUGCUACACUACCCAAUCCUAGAUGAAGAAGCAAAACAGUUCAUCCACACUAGACAACAGCUCUUACAAACACUAAAGGAAAAUUUGCAGCAAGCCCAAGCUCGAAUGAAAAUGUAUGCAAAUAAGGGAAGAGUGGAAAGAGAGUUUACCGUGGGUGAUUGGGUUUAUUUGAAGCUUCAAUCAUAUCGUCAACAGUCUGUCGCCCUUCCCCGAAAUCUGAAAUUGGCUGCUCAUUAUUAUGGACCCUAUCAAGUAACUGGGAGAAUCGGAAGUGUAGCUUACUGUCUUGCUCUGCCAGAGGGGUCUCGCAUCCACCCGGUGUUCCACAUAUCCAUAUUAAAGAAGGUUCUCAGUCCCGCUGUUUCACCAUCGACCGAGCUGCCGAUUGUGGAUCAAGAUGGUGCCUUUAUCGUGACACCAAUAGCCAUAUAUGGCGAGAGAUCGAUUUUGAGGAGAGGACGGAGGGUUCAGCAGAAGUUAUUGUUGAAGGAGGUGGAAAAUCAGGGUUACUAG
Molecule: messenger RNA, 651 nt
Organism: Salvia miltiorrhiza (redroot sage)
Lineage: Eukaryota; Viridiplantae; Streptophyta; Magnoliopsida; Lamiales; Lamiaceae
Exons: 2
Coding region: 1-651 (216 amino acids)
Molecular function (GO): nucleic acid binding
Source: RefSeq, a predicted model, not a curated record